Penicillium bovifimosum is the source of this 1338-nucleotide messenger RNA. RefSeq lists its product as uncharacterized. The record is from RefSeq and is a predicted model, not a curated record. The coding region runs from base 1 to 1338 and encodes 445 amino acids. Lineage: Eukaryota; Fungi; Ascomycota; Eurotiomycetes; Eurotiales; Aspergillaceae. The transcript has 2 exons. Gene Ontology annotation, biological process: D-serine catabolic process. Gene Ontology annotation, molecular function: D-serine ammonia-lyase activity.
AUGGCAUCCCCAGACCCUUCCCAGUCCGAGCUACGGCAAUUCUACAUCGGCAAAGACAUCAGCGAAGUCCCCAAGCCAGCCGCCAUCCUCGACAUAGCAAUCAUCAAACGCCACUGCGAGACAAUGCUGCACACAAUCAAAGCGCUCAACGUCGGAUUCAGAGCGCAUAUCAAAUCGCACAAGACCCCCGAACUCGCCAAUCUCCAAAUCGGCGACCUCUCCUCAGCAAACUUCAUAGCCUCAACAACCCAAGAGAUCGAAAUGAUGAUCCCCACCCUACAGCACCUAGCAAGCCAAAACCGUAACCCCAACAUCCUCUACGGCAUCCCCCUAGUCCCAUCCAGCGUCCCCCACCUAUCAAAAGCAGCAACAACCCUAGGCCCCAACACCCUCACCGUGAUGAUCGACCACCCAGACCAACUACCCUACCUAGAAACCCUCUCUACCCAAGCCGGCCACGCAAUCUGCGUCUUCCUGAAAGUAGACACCGGCUACCACCGCGCCGGUCUCCCACCCACUUCCCUGAACAAGAACGGCUUGUUACAGAAACUGGCUGCCGCCGAGGAAGCAGGUCUUGCCAGGCUCCUGGGCCUAUACUCACACAGCAGUCUCAGCUACAGCGGUACAACCCCGCAGGAAGCGAUGGGUCAUCUGAUAGCCGAGAUUCGCGGGUGCAAGGAGGCGUUAGAGAAGAAUAUACAUCUUCUACCCGAACGGGAAUUGGUUAUCAGCGUCGGCGCAACGCCGCAGGUUGUUUCUUCUCAGAAUCUGCUCCGUGAAGAAAAUGACUGUGCAGAAGCACGGGAAUUGAAGGAGUUACUGCGUGAUACGAAGGUCGAGCUGCAUGCUGGUGUUUAUCCGCUUUUGGAUGUACAGCAGUUUUCUACGCAUGCGAGUGCUGUUGCUGGGAAUUUGGAGGAUGAAUGUGCUAUUUCGGUGCUGGCUGAGGUGUGCAGUGUGUAUAAUGAUGGUGAGCGCGAGAAGGCUGAGGCGUUGUUGGCGGUUGGGACGUUGGCGCUGGGAAGGGAGCCGUGUGCUAGUUAUGCUGGGUGGGGGGUUGUGAAUUCGUGGCGGGUGGAGGGGUUGGAGAAAGACUCGGAGAGUUUGAUUGUUAGCCGGAUUAGCCAGGAACAUGGGAUUGUUGCUUGGGAGGGGCCAUCGCCGAGGGAGAUUCCGUUGAGGAUUGGGCAGGUUGUUAAGGUGCAUCCUAAUCAUGCUUGUGUUACGGGUGCGUUCUAUGGGUGGUAUUUUGUUGUUGAUUCGCAGCAGGAUGGUGAUGCUGCGAGGAUUGUUGAUGUCUGGGUUCGGGCGAAGGGGUGUGGGAUGAGGGCUUGGUAA